Molecule: messenger RNA, 1868 nt
Organism: Boleophthalmus pectinirostris (great blue-spotted mudskipper)
Lineage: Eukaryota; Metazoa; Chordata; Actinopteri; Gobiiformes; Gobiidae
Product: UDP-N-acetylhexosamine pyrophosphorylase-like protein 1
Exons: 9
Coding region: 102-1637 (511 amino acids)
Biological process (GO): UDP-N-acetylglucosamine biosynthetic process
Molecular function (GO): UDP-N-acetylglucosamine diphosphorylase activity
Source: RefSeq, a predicted model, not a curated record
AGUCACGAGUUUGACAGUCACUUCCUUUACACUACUCCACACAGCGGCGCGUCUACAGCACUAGUCAGCAUUCUUUAGUCUCACAUCUCUGUAGUUUUCUGAUGUUAGCACCCACUGAAGCAAAAAGAACAAUGCUUUCGCUGGAGGAGGUAAAGCAGAGUUUAGAAGAGGCGGAUCAGGCGCACGUUCUGCAGUUUUGGCCGGAGUUAAAUGAAGCCCAGCGAGAGAUUUUUCUUCACGAGCUUUCCCAGUUGGAUCUGUCGGGACUGAAGGAGCACUGUGAGGGGGCCGCCAGAGCUGCAGCCUCUGAUCCGGCCAGUCUGGAUGAACUCAUGGAGCCUGUGCCCGCAGAGUUUAUAGGCAGCGCGAGGAACAGCGACAAAACCUCCCUGGCACAGUGGGAAAAUGAAGGACUUUGGCAUAUCUCCAAAAAUCGAGUUGGAGUCCUUCUUUUGGCUGGUGGUCAAGGGACCCGCCUAGGUGUUCAGUACCCCAAGGGGAUGUAUAACGUGGGGUUGCCCAGUGGUAAAACCUUAUACCAAAUACAGGCUGAACGCCUUCACAAAAUUCAAGAACUUGCAGAGUCAAAGCAUGGAACAAAAUGUAUUAUACCAUGGUACAUAAUGACAAGUGAGUUUACACUUACUCCCACUGAGAAGUUCUUCAAAGAAAACAACUACUUUGGCCUUGACCCUCUGAACAUCAACAUGUUCGAGCAGAGAAUGAUCCCAGCAGUGACGUUUGAUGGGAAAGUCAUCCUCCAGGGAAAAGGGAAAAUUGCUAUGGCCCCAGAUGGAAAUGGUGGGCUAUACCAAGCUCUGGUAGACCACAAUGUACUGGAGGACAUGAAGAAAAGAGGAGUGGAGUAUUUACAUGUCUACUGUGUAGACAACAUCAUGGUCAAGAUGGCUGACCCAGUGUUCAUUGGAUUCUGUGCCAGUAAAGGGGCUGACUGUGGAGCCAAGGUGGUGGAGAAGGCGUACCCCACAGAGCCUGUGGGGGUUGUGUGCAGAGUGCAGGGGGUGGCUCAAGUGGUAGAGUACAGUGAGAUCCUACAGACCACAGCUGAGCUCAGAGGGCCCUCUGGGGAGUUGGUAUACAGUGCAGGCAAUAUCUGCAAUCACUUCUUUACUCGACAAUUCCUGGAGGAUGUGACAAUUGGCAGUAUUUUUUAUUGCAGGAAGUCUAAAAUACACCUAAAGCAACAUGUUGCAAUUAAGAAGGUGCCUUUUGUUGAUCAAUGUGGAAAUGAAGUUAAACCGACCAAACCCAACGGUAUAAAAAUGGAAAAGUUUGUUUUUGACAUCUUUCCAUUUUCCAGGAGCUUUGUGGUGUUUGAGGUUGUGAGGGAGGAUGAGUUCUCGCCUCUAAAAAAUGCUGAUGGAGCGGCUACAGACAAUCCCUCUACGGCCCGCAACGCCCUGAUGCACCUGCACAGUCGCUGGGUCACUGCUGCUGGGGCCACCCUACUGAACGAACAUGGAAAUGCUGUUCUCUCUGCCAGUGAGUCAACUACAAUGACCAAUGCUCCAACUAAAUUUGAGAUUUCUCCUUUGGUGUCCUACUUUGGAGAGGGUCUAGACAAGCUGAAAGGAAAGAUUUACCAAACUCCUUUUUAUCUGGACAACGAUCUAUAAUACUUCAUUAUAUUGCAUUCUUUUGUGCCUUAGAACUCAAAUUCCAUUUGUGUCUUCGGUGUUUGUGUUGCUAAAUGUGUGAAGAUGCUGACAGUGAAAUCUUAAUUGGUGCAAAUGCAAUGCAAAUUAUAAAAGAGACAGUUUUGUAUUUUAACUUCUACCAUAAUAUAUAUUUUUUAUGUAAAUUGGACAUAAUAUAACUAUAAAAAAUAAAUCUAUAUUCAUAUUGUA